Molecule: messenger RNA, 1362 nt
Organism: Rhipicephalus sanguineus (brown dog tick)
Lineage: Eukaryota; Metazoa; Arthropoda; Arachnida; Ixodida; Ixodidae
Exons: 2
Coding region: 61-621 (186 amino acids)
Source: RefSeq, a predicted model, not a curated record
GGCGCGUCAGAGCUUCGUAACACCGGACCGUUUCGACUGUGCUCCGCCAGCCACUUUACGAUGAAGCAGCUUAUUUCCUGGCCAUGCCUUUUUGUCCUGAUGUCGAUCUCGUGCAUCGACUUCGGACACUGCCAGCUGUACCGGCGGCUUCGCCUGGUACCGCCGAUGAACGCUACCGCCUUUUGCCCAAACAUGGUCGCAGCCGGCGCAGACAGCUACACCAGGACCUUCUGGUUCUAUCCCAACGGUAGCCGCGUCGUCAACGGUGACAGAACCACAGUCGACGAAUCCCUUGGUGUCCUAGACGUCAUCGACCCGACUAACGAAGACCUGGGCGUGUACAAGUGCGUCUCGCUCACCGGUUCAAGUACGGCCGACGCCAACGCCACCAUGGCGUUCGUGGAGAUCUACAGUGCCCAGCGCAGGUCGUUGACGGAGAGGCUGUGGAUCGGAGGCCUGGCGGCGAUGUGCGUGCUCGUCGUGGUGCUAUUCGUGAGCCUCGUUAUGAAAUUCCGGUACAGAAAGCCGCCGGUCGAGAAGCGCGGAGGUGUAUCCACGGACCCGGCCGCCGGAGUCGUUAACAAGAGGUUCGAGGUCGAAGAGAUGUCCACUGUUUUCUAAAUGCUCCUAGUCGGACUUCUCAGCUUGACUGACCGAGACUGAGUCGCUGUCGUGUCUGUGUAAUCAGUUCUGUCGGUGGACUUCGUGUGUGACGUUUUGUCGACAGAACCAAAUGAAUCCAGCAGACGAUUAGGCCAAGUAAAGCGUAGUGUCAUUCAUUUUUUUGUCUUUUGAAGUAAAGUGUAACAAUUUAGACGUAAACUGAAACGACCUAAAGUGGACAAAAGUCACAAUUUCUGUCGGUGGGAUUCGAACCUCAAAAGGACAGACUGAUGGGCUACUUAGUAGCGCAUAAUUCUGAAUGGUAGCGCAAAGAAGCACACGCACGGCGACAGAGUUGUUAGUUAGCGCUGUGUCCCGUCUUGAUCUGUCGCCGUCCGUGUCCUUCUUUGCGCUACCGUUCAGAAUUAGGAUUCGAACCCCCAACCUUCGAAUCCGUCGGUGGGUUCCGAACCCACCGACGGAAGUGGCGAUUUUUUGUGCACUCUAUUAACUUCAAUUUACGUCCCAACUAUUACACUAUAGAGAAAGAAACCAAUUAUUAUUCCCUGUGCUUUCUUGGCCUAAUCGCAUAUUGGCUUCAUUUGAUUGUCUCUAACAAAGAAGAAGGCACCUCGAAAAAAUUUCGCUUGUUUCAUUCGUUUUGGUGACAGUUUAUUUGUUCGUUUGUUUAUGUAGGUGAGAAACAUAACAAUACUCUUUGCGUCUCCUUUAUCUGAAGCAAUCGAGUAGCGUUACUGG